AGUCCGACUUCCGUUCCCCUUCCACGUUCCACAAGCUCUUCCAUGGGUCCUGUGAGAGCAAAUUCCCUGCAAUCCCCCACAUCGCCAAUGCGCAGCAAACCGGCUGUACCACCGGGCUUCAGGGCUGCACCCAGACCCAAGCCGAAGCUCGUCGCGGAGAUGUCCCUGCGAGAGCUCCAUGACCAAUAUGAUCGCAACGAGAGACUACUCUGCUCAUCGUCAGCUUCUACAUCUGCCCUCGUGCAACGGCUGUCAGCCGAGCAGCAAGCAAUCUCCUCCCGUUUACUCGAACUUGAGGGCAUCGAACACAUACGAAAUGGUAUCAAGAACACAAACAUUAACGCUGACGAGAAAAUGAAUCUCGACCCACAGUCAUCGCCUCGGAUAAUUGGUGCCAAGCAACGAGCAUUAUCCCGAUAUGCGCCUUUGCCCUCAAAUGGUAAUAGUCAUAUAGGCUCUCUCACCCUGCAGGAGGCCAUCGCGUUAGAGCAACGUGCACAUGUCGAGGACCUGGCAAGGCAGCAACGCAUAGAUGAAAGGCGGAGGCGCAUAGGACUGCCGGUCAAAGGCGAAGUACUAACAAGACAGGAAAAGGAUGCUCGCAUGUGGGCCUUCCUGAAUUACAAACCAACAGACUCGGAUCUCGAGGAUAUGGACGACGACGACGAUAGUGACACCAACGAUCCUUCGACCUGGUUCGACGAUGACCAGGACGACGGUGUUAAAGGACAGGACAUCAUUCCCCCCGAUUUAGAAGACCUAUCAAACGUCAUACGUAUCGACGAGAGCAAGAUCCGCUAUAGCACAUUCUACGAGCCACGGGACGAUGACUGA
This is a messenger RNA of Pisolithus orientalis, 834 nucleotides long. RefSeq lists its product as uncharacterized. The transcript has 4 exons. Bases 43 to 834 code for a protein of 263 amino acids. The record is from RefSeq and is a predicted model, not a curated record. NCBI's taxonomy places the organism in Eukaryota, Fungi, Basidiomycota, Agaricomycetes, Boletales, Pisolithaceae.